AUGUGGUGUGUUCGCUCCACUCGGUGUAUUCUUCGAGAAGGGUUGUACGUAUCAUUUGGCGAUUUGCAUCCUACUCACGAUACUCGGCUAUAUUCCUGGAAUCAUAUAUGCAUGUUAUGUUAUUCUCGCUUACUGAACAAAACUGCCUACGACGAACGCUUCAGUGUACUUCCGAGCUAA
Molecule: messenger RNA, 180 nt
Organism: Angiostrongylus costaricensis
Lineage: Eukaryota; Metazoa; Nematoda; Chromadorea; Rhabditida; Metastrongylidae
Source: the annotation of a GenBank genome assembly